GUCUACGUUCGAGGGGAGACACUAAACUCGCAAGUGCUUUUCGAAGAGGAGAAGGCUGUACAAUACAAUCAGAAAAGUCUUUCUAUUUUUGUACAAACUGAUAAAGCCAUCUACAAGCCAGGAUCUGUAGAAAGGCGUUUGAAUUCAGGUGUAUUUUCUUCUGAACUGGAAUUAGCGUCAGAGCCACCGCUUGGUGAGUGGCAGAUCCAAGUUGAAACCGCUAACAAGCUAAAGUUUACGAAAACCUUCUCCGUUGAAAAGUAUGUUCUGCCCAAGUUUGAAGUGAAUAUCAAGACGCCUCCAUUCAUCACAGUUAACGACGACCUCUCAAUACUUGUGGAAGAAGAAUCACAGAUAGAAAGGACAGUGAAGUUGAAUAAUAUGGGCGAAGCAACUGUCAUUUUCACAAACGAGGAAAUGAAGAAACACAAAUUAGUACAGGAUUACGGAGGUGGCAGUAUUAGGAUAAUUGCAACCGUCACUGAAGACUUGACCGACAUUCAACGUAAUGGAACUCAACAUAUAUCAACAUAUCGAUAUGAUGUGAAAUUGGACGUUGAGAAACAAGGUGACACAUUCAAGCCAGGUCUAACCUACAAUGUUGUGGUGGCCCUCAAACAAAUGGAUGAUACACCGGUCAAAGCUACUGUUCCCCGUCGAGUUCAGGUGACAACCUUCUACAACUAUCCCUUCAACCCAGACGCACCAACCCAGCACGAAGAUAAGGAAGUCAAAAUUGUGGAUUUGGAUGCUCAUGGUACCACCGUUCUGGCUCUACAGCCCCCUCUAAAUUGCACAAGUGCAAGAAUCGAGCUCAUUGCUGACAACGAAGGUGCCGUCGAUGUUGGCAAGACGUUGUCCUUCUCUGUGAAAGCUACUGAAAAUAUCCCAGUUCUCACCUAUCAGGUUAUGUCUCGUGGAGCCAUAGUCCUUUCAAAGGAGAUUCCUGUAAACUCGGACCACACAACAAUUUCAUUCACGGCUACCAACGAUGUAGGCAUUGUCUUUCCCUCUGGUCCACAUUAG
Messenger RNA from Strongylus vulgaris, 1026 nucleotides. Lineage: Eukaryota; Metazoa; Nematoda; Chromadorea; Rhabditida; Strongylidae. The record is from the annotation of a GenBank genome assembly.